Aspergillus niger is the source of this 876-nucleotide messenger RNA. RefSeq lists its product as uncharacterized. Lineage: Eukaryota; Fungi; Ascomycota; Eurotiomycetes; Eurotiales; Aspergillaceae. The record is from RefSeq and is a predicted model, not a curated record. The transcript has 7 exons. Bases 1 to 876 code for a protein of 291 amino acids. Gene Ontology annotation, molecular function: oxidoreductase activity.
AUGGCAUCCGCAAUUGGCAAAGAAGGCGUCUUCCAGCCGCCACAGGCAGCUCAAUCCCAGAAUAAGCCAGGGUUAGAGAAGAAAAUGGCACCAGCAAGUGAAGCAACCAAAUUAGAGUCGAGCGGUACUUUCGUCGAGUAUGUCGGUUCUGGAAAACUGAAGGACAAGAAGGCUCUCAUCACCGGCGGCGAUUCCGGAAUCGGCCGAUCGGUCGCGGUCUUGAUGGCUCGCGAAGGGGCCGACGUCACCAUUGUCUACCUACCGGAAGAAGAAGAGGAUGCUCAGGAUACCAAGAAGAUGGUUGAGGCCGAGGGCAAAUCAUGCCACCUCUUCAGCGGAGACUUGAGAAGUCGCGAAACGUGUCGCAAAGCUGUUGAAGAGCAUAUAAACACGUAUAAAAAACUAAAUAUUCUCGUCAACAACGCCUCCAAGCAGUACAUGUGCAAGGAUUUCGCGCAAAUCGAUCUCGACAACGUUACCAGCACCUUCGAGAGCAAUAUCAUUCAAAUGUUCGCUAUCACAAAAUUUGCCCUUCCUCAUCUGUCCAAGGGCGACUCCAUAAUCAAUACCACAUCUACCGUGGCAUUCCGAGGAACAAGCGGUAUGGUUGACUAUAGUGCGACUAAAGGUGCUAUUGUUAGCUUUACAAGAUCACUGGCAGCACAGCUGAAACCCAAGGGUAUCCGCGUUAAUGCAGUGGCUCCCGGUCCAGUUUAUACUCCUAUUCAGGUCGAUACUCGGGAGCCUGAACAGAUGGAGAACUGGGGCGCUGGAUCUUCCAUCGGCCGACCUGGCCAACCAAGCGAGGUCGCGACAAGCUUCAUUUUCCUGGCCAGCGCAGAUGCUGCACUCUUCUUCUAUCCUUACACUUACUGA